Molecule: messenger RNA, 3463 nt
Organism: Polypterus senegalus (gray bichir)
Lineage: Eukaryota; Metazoa; Chordata; Cladistia; Polypteriformes; Polypteridae
Gene: usp38
Product: ubiquitin specific peptidase 38
Exons: 11
Coding region: 210-3371 (1053 amino acids)
Biological process (GO): protein deubiquitination; ubiquitin-dependent protein catabolic process
Cellular component (GO): cytosol; nucleus
Molecular function (GO): cysteine-type endopeptidase activity; cysteine-type deubiquitinase activity
Source: RefSeq, a predicted model, not a curated record
ACUCGGAAGAAUGACGUCAUUGACAGGCACUGUAAUUCUGAAAGAAGAAGUGUAGGAUUAUUUGUGUCUGAAAUCGUAAAUAUCGACGCUUCUUUGUAUUGGGUUUAUCAUUUUUUUUUCUCUUUAGAGUUUUACGGAGGGAUUUGGAUACCUGCUUUUUGUUCCCAGAUGCAGAUUUAUUUUAAAGGAAGAGGAUCGCCUAAUGUUGGAUGUCCACCAUGGAUAAAAUCUUGGAAGCCCUCAUCAGCUCAUCCCACCCUCUGCAAGUUAAAAAGGCGAUAGUAAAGAAGGUAGUGGAGGCGGCGGAGAAGUCGGUGAGCCAUGAGCAGUGCCAGUCUCUCUACCAGCUCACUUCGCGUCUUGUGUUACUUGGUGAGGACUCUUUCCAGAAGCAGGUGGGCUACCAAGUGAUGGAAGCGUACGCCCGCUACCACAGAGAUGAGUUUGAGCAGUUCCUUAAUAAGGAUUUCAUUGUAAGCUUAUUGCAGCAAGGCUAUGGCCCACUGGAAAGCAAGAGCCCAGUUAUCAUUGACUACAUCCACAGCUGCUUGAAGCUGCUCUUCAGUUGCCCUUCUGUGCUGGAGAUCUUCGGCGUUAUUCAGGUGGAGGUGCUACGGGUCAUCUGUGAACGGCCUAAUCCUCAGUAUUGUGCCAGACUCAGCUCCAUGCUCCUAGACUUUGUGCAGUGCAUUCCGAAGGGCAAGUCUGGGCUGCUUUUUUGCCAGCAGCUGGUCAGAACUAUUAGUUACUUUCACUGCUCAGCAUCACAAGAAAAGACCCUUCGGGAAUACGUAUCUCAGGUUACUAAAGUCAGCACCUUGCUGCAGAACAUCUGGAAAGCUGAGCCUUCCACUCUGCUGCCCUCCUUGCAAGAGGUGUUUGCGAUCAUUUCAUCUACAGAUCCUUCCUUUGAGCCUUCUAUUGCACUGGCAAGUCUCGUUCAGCACAUCCCAUUGCAGAUGAUUACAGUUCUCAUCCGGAGCCUUACUACUGACCAGAAUGUAAAAGAUGCCAGUAUGAUUCGAGCUUUGUGCAGGAUGAUUGACUGGCUGUCAUGGCCUCUUGCUCAUCACGUGGAGACGUGGGUGAUUGCGCUGCUAAAGGGACUGGCAGCGGUACAGAAGUUCACUAUUCUCAUCGAUGUCACUCUGCUGAAAAUUGAACUGGUUUUUAAUCGUCUUUGGUACCCCAUCGUAAGACAAGGUGCUUUAGCUGUUCUAUCACACAUGCUUCUGAGCUUCCAGCAUUCUCCUGAGGCUUUCCACUUGGUGGUCCCACAUAUUGUGGAUUUAGUCCAGUCGCUAAAGAGUGAUGGGCUUCCAAACAGUAAAGCGUUUCUUGUUCAAUUUACUGAGCUCAUACACUGUAUGAUGUACCAGUACUCUGGUUUUCCUGAUCUCUAUGAGAAUAUCCUAGAAGCAAUAAAGGAGCUUCCUAAACCCAGCGAGGAGAAGAUCAAACUUGUUCUGAAUCAAAGUGCCUGGACUUCACAGUCAAAUUCUUUAGCUUCAGGUCUUUUAAGGCUCACAGGAAAAUCGGAAACUGGUAAAACUGGCCUAAUAAACCUUGGAAACACGUGCUACAUGAACAGCAUUAUUCAGACGCUCUUUAUGGCCACUGAUUUCAGGCGAUCAGUUCUUUCCCUGAACCUCAAUGGAUCUAACACGUUAAUGAAGAAACUUCAGCUGCUGUUUGCUUUUUUGGCACACACUCAGAGAGCGGCCUAUGCACCCCACAGUUUUUUUGAAGCUUCAAGACCACCAUGGUUUACCACUGGCUCGCAACAGGACUGCUCAGAGUACCUCCGAUUUCUGCUAGACAGAUUGCAUGAAGAAGAAAAAACAAUUCAAGCAUUAGUUGGGGCUGAAAUAUACGGUGAAUGUAAAGGUGGAAGUUGGGAAGCCGCUGGAAUGAGCACCAUAAAGGAGGCUCCUUGCAAAAAGAAGACUCUAAUAGAGCAAAUGUUUGGGGGGCGACUGUCUACGGCCAUUAGGUGCCAGGAAUGCAACAGUGUCUCCCAGAAAGAGGAGCCUUUCACUGACCUCUCCUUAGCUUUUCGGCCUUCGGGUGAAGAACACCAGCAAGAGGCCUGUGGUGUCCCUCCAGAGGCCGAGAAGGUGCACUCCUUAGCCGAACCCUCCUGUUCGCUUUCACACACACCUUCUGCCCCUAGCCAGACUGGCACUGGAGAGAACACCAUCUCAUAUCGGGCGGCACCUUCUUCUCCGCAGAGGAACUGCGAUUCUGUAGCAAGUGAAAGCUCGAACGGUGGGAAACUGGGCUCAGUCCCUGACCUAAUCAAUUACUUCCUGGAGCCCGAGAUCCUCGACGAGGACAAUAAAUACUACUGUGAAAAGUGUGCAUCGCUACAAAGAGCGGAGAAAACGAUGUGGAUUGUGGACGAACCGGAAUACCUCAUUCUUACCCUUUUACGCUUCUCGUAUGAUGCCAAGUGUCACGUGCGACGCAAGAUCUUAGACAACGUGGCGAUUCCCCUGUUUUUGCAGCUUCCUGUUCAUCCCGUUACAUCCAAGAGCAUGGCCAGCUCAGUGUCUGGCAGCAGCUGCUCUUCACCCCUGCAGGUCGACUCCCCCGAAAGUGUGGAAAAUCUGGCAAAAAAGCUGAAACCUUCCAGCAAAGAGGAAGAGGAAGAGGUGGAGGAAUUGAGGGUGGAAGAGGAAGCACAGAAGAGUGAAGAAAUGGUACUCGCCACCCAGCUGGUGCCAUACGUGCUUAGUUCUGUGGUCAUGCAUUCCGGAAUGUCUUCUGAAAGCGGGCACUACUAUACGUACGGGAGGAAUGUAACGAGCACAGAGCCUUCCAUGUCUAGUUUGGGUUAUCAGCCAGAGCAUACCCAGAGUUCCCCUUCACCUCUGUCACCUACAAGCACUGAGACUCGCUCGGGUGGGGAAAGAUCCACCUGCACAUCUAUAGCAAAGCAGGACCCAGAAGUUGCCCAGCUACCCAAAGACUGGCUACUUUUCAAUGACAGCCGAGUCACAUUUACCUCCUUUCAUUCUGUUCAGAAUGUCACCAGCAGAUUCCCCAAAGACACGGCUUAUGUACUGUUCUACCGGAAGCAGGACGUGAGUGACAGCUUUAACGGCCGGGUCCUAGAUGACGUCAAGCUGAACACGGAGCCUCCUCUGCAGAAAGAACUGAUGGACGCGAUUACAAAAGACAACAAGCUUUACUUACAGGAACAAGAACUAAGUGCCCGCACUCGAGCCCUCCAGGCAGCGUCGGCCCCCUGUUCCUUCAGACCCAAUGGUUUUGAUGACAACGACCCCCCUGGGAGCUGCGGACCGACGGGUGGAGGGGGCGGAGGUGGCAGCGGAGGGUUCAACACAGUUAGCAGGCUGGUCUUUUGAAAUUUGGAGGACAGAUGCACAAGAAGAUGGCAGGAAAUCAUUGGACUGAGUGCUAUUUGCCGGAUUAACUAUUAAAUCUGGAUUCACCAACA